AUGUCGAAGGACGCGAAAAGUAUGGUAUGGGACUACCUCGUGUUCUUCAUCUUUGUCAUAGCUAGUACAUUUGUGGCAGUUUACUCAAAAUUCUUCGGACCCAAAGAAAAAACGAAAGCAGACUACGUAUUUGCAGCUGGCAAAGUGUCAAUGGCGGCGAUGAUGCUGAGUAUAGCCAGAGGGACGCUGGGAGUGCGAUCGUUUUUAGGUUACCCUUCGGAACUAUUCUAUAGAGGAGCCACAAUGUGGGAAACCCUUUACGGCAUGGUCCUGGCCUAUCCUAUAGUUUGCUUCAUAUUCGUGCCGGUGUAUUUCAGCCUUGGAAUAACUUCAGUGUACCAAUAUUUGGAUAUGCGGUUCAAAUCUCGAUUGGUUAAACAGCUGGCUUCGGGAACUUAUAUUGUAAGAGCGCUUCUCAAUCAGGGAGUGACAGUUUUCACUCCUUGUGUUGCUCUUAACACUGUUAUUGGAAUUCCGUAUUGGCUUUCGAUCACUGGUAUUUCAGUAGUCAGCAUUAUUUUCAAUAUAUUGGGAGGUCUCAAAGCAGCCAUUUGGGCAGAUGUAAUGCAGGGCGUUACAAUGAUAGUAGUUAGUAUGGCAAUCAUAUUCCAAGGCUGCUUCGAAGCUGGCGGACCUCUAAAAGUCAUUCAAGUAAACAAAGAGGACGGAAGGCUAAACUUUUCAAGUGAGUACACAUUAUCUUGUUUACUUAUGCUGGCAGUCUCUUUUGCACUCGUUUAA
Messenger RNA from Diabrotica balteata, 741 nucleotides. The record is from the annotation of a GenBank genome assembly. NCBI's taxonomy places the organism in Eukaryota, Metazoa, Arthropoda, Insecta, Coleoptera, Chrysomelidae.